Messenger RNA from Acipenser ruthenus (sterlet), 1638 nucleotides. RefSeq lists its product as uncharacterized. The record is from RefSeq and is a predicted model, not a curated record. Lineage: Eukaryota; Metazoa; Chordata; Actinopteri; Acipenseriformes; Acipenseridae. Gene Ontology annotation, cellular component: membrane. The transcript has 2 exons. The coding region runs from base 302 to 1381 and encodes 359 amino acids.
CAGCCCAAUUCCUGUUUGAGCUCAAUGCAGACAGACAGUCUGCAGCCAUCCUUCACUGCAUGUCAGCCUCUGCUACUCCGCUCCGCACAAACUGGAACCUUUUCAAAAGGAAAUUGCUUUCUUGUUGCACGCACAGAACUCCUGACUGCACUGUAGGCCGGUCCAUGAUCUGAUCAUGGCUGAUCCAAAUUUCAUCUGAAAAGAGUUUUACACAAGCUGUUCCUAAACUCCGGCAUCGUUCUCAAAGAUUACUGUUAUUGAAAGAAUAUACACAUAUAUCGUACAUCACCGUAUUCACACAAUGAGUGGGCUUGUGUACCCAAGCAAAAGCGUGCACCACAAUUACAGUAUAGAUGAUCUGGUCCUCUCUGCAGACAUCUCCUCAAGAGCCACAUACUGCUACAUUCUCCUGGCACUGGCUGGUCUGACAGCCAGCGUCUUCAUCCUAAUAACCUUCAUCACAGGCUGUAAAGGGGGAAAGAGCCUGACCAAGGUGGACACCUUCUUCUUUGCCCUUUCCCUCAGCGACCUGUUUAUAAUGCUCUUCUCCAUCUCUGUAAUUGCACACAGACCUGACUACUUUAAGACUACCAGUCUGAACUGUGGGGUCUUAUCGUUUUUCUUCAACAUCAGCUACUUCAACUCUCAGUUUCUCCAAGUGACCAUGCUGUUCUUCUUGACGUUCGAGGAGAACAGUCCCGGCGUAGCUCUGCUGAUAAAAGCUCUGGAUAACGCUCUGGCCUGCGUGGGCCUCACAGCCCUCGGCUCCUUCCUAGGUUCAGUCUUCACGACGGCACUGCUGGAGAUGGGCCAGCAGCGCAACGAGUCCCUCUACUGCCAGCUGGACCCCCUGCAAGCGGGACCCCGGUAUGACAUUGCCAAGUUCAUCGUGGGGAUCGCGCUUCCCUGCCUCCUCCUGACGCUCCUCCUCGUCAAGUUCCUCCUCCUUUGGAAAAAAUCAGAAACCGGAAUGGGCUUGGCGGCCAGGCUCAAGGCUUGCUCUGCGUUCCUAGCUGUGGCCUCGGUGACGCUCGUCUGCAGGAUCUUUUACAACGCAGUCCUGCUCCACAGAACCUCCCUCAAGUACGGGCUGGGCAGCUUCUCUCCGCAGCAUGAGGCCCUGGGCAACGUGGCAGAGCUGGUGAUGUUCUCCGGGAGCUGCCUCAGCUUGGUGCUCAUCGUCUCCCUUCACAAACUGUGCCGGGAAGGCAUGGUAAGGACUCUGAAGAGCAUGACAGACCCCUGCAGGAGAAUCGGCAGGGGCGAGACUCACAGGAAUAUCAUGACACCCACCAUAGAGAUUGCAGAGCACAAAGAGGAAACUGUGUCGCUGUACUCUGAGAACCAGGGAGAGGUGCCCGGGUCAACCAACGGCUGCUGAUGAGCGGACAGAUGAAAAGCAGAGAGCGGCUGGCCGUUCACCUCGCCCGCUGGCACUGACAGGAGUGCUCAUACUCACCGACAGACCUUGCUUACAAGAGCUUAAUUUUUCACCCUUUUUUUGUUCUUUUUUACUUUUAAAAAGCUGUACAAUACCGUGUGGCAGAACCCUGUUCAGAAUGGUAAAUCGGUUCUCCGUAAUGACACACAAUCUGAUAAUCUGUACUGCAAUGAAAAAAAUGCCUUGUCCUCGUCCAA